AUGUCAAACGCAUCCUGGGUCCCCGACGAGCCGUCGUCCACGCUCUACGACGAGAAAACAUGGCUGCAGGGCGCGAUCCUGACCGGCGUGGGCUACGGCAUCAACGUGACGCUCUUCGUGCAGUGCUUCCACGCGCUGCUGGCGAAGCGGCCCGGCGCGGAGGGCGCGCGGAAGCGGGCGUUCUACCUGGCGUACAUCUCGGCGAUGUUCGUGCUCGCGUCGCUGUUCGUCGGGGCGUGCUCCGAGAUGACGCAGCUGUCGUUCAUCCAGUACCGCAACAUCCCCGGCGGCCCGAGCAUGUACGAGAACGUCGAGUUCUCGAUCCCCGCGGACGAGGCGGGGAACGUCUCGUUCGUGCUCACCAACUGGUUCGCGGACGCGCUCAUGGUCUGGCGAUGCAGCGUGAUCUACAGGGGCGGCCGCUUUCCUCCAUGGCUCGCCAUCGCAUUUCCCUGUCUCAUGUAUGCAGCAGAAAUCGUCAUCGGUUUGCUGUUCCUCAUUCAAGUGUCUGCACCCUCCGGUUCGCCAUAUCUGACCGGCGCGGCGGGGGCGAUCAACUGGACGCUGCCGUACCUGUGCAUCGCCGUCUCGCUGAACGUCAUCGUCACGAUUAUGAUCGUUGCCCGCCUGCUGCUGUACCGAUACAGAAUUUCGCGCGUGCUGGGCCCGCGCCACGGUUCGCACUACACUGGCAUUGCCGCGAUGAUCGUCGAGUCCGCCGCGCUGUACUCAGCGUUCGCGCUCCUCCUCAUCAUUCCCUUCGGCAUGAACAACUCGCUGGCAAACGUCUUCCUGCAGUCGCUGUCCCAAGUCCAGGUCAUCGCGCCGCUGCUGAUCAUAUACCGAGUCGCCCAAGGAAAGAGUUGGACGGAGAACACGUCUCUCACGAUGAACGGCAAGGACAAGGCCAGUUCGACGAUGAUAUUCAUGAGAAACGUGACCGGCGCGGACGAGGACUCGCGCAAGCCGGCGGUGCACAGCAGCAGCAUGCCAGAACAGAGCGCGUCCGAGUCGGGAGGAGACUUGGAGUUUAAGGUAGCGGCGGUCUAG
Molecule: messenger RNA, 1050 nt
Organism: Fibroporia radiculosa
Lineage: Eukaryota; Fungi; Basidiomycota; Agaricomycetes; Polyporales; Fibroporiaceae
Exons: 4
Coding region: 1-1050 (349 amino acids)
Source: RefSeq, a predicted model, not a curated record